UCGCACAAUUAGAAAACACAUCACCUCUUUCUAUUCAACCACAGGGUGUAUUAUUAAAAACGUGUUAACAAUAACAUAAAGAGUGGGAAUCAUGAGAAGUGGCAAACACUACCUGUUGCUCCCCUCUCUUGCAAUAAGAUCCACAGAAGCAUUAUCUGGGUCUACUCUGUGUUUAUGCGAUUAGAAAAACAUUAUUCCAAUAUGGAGGAAAAAAGAGGUCGCAAAGCUACUACUGUGCAGACUCCUACGCCUUCAGUCUCCCUCCGCCGCUCAUUGGUCCAUUCAGCAGCAUCUUCAGCACCACGCAGGCUGAACAGCGACACUCCGCCGUGCAGCUUUCAUCACAUGAGGACACGCCGAGCGGCGCAUACGCUGCCCUGCACGGAUACUAUGACACCGUUUAUCCAAUUAUUAUUAUUUUUUUUUACCCAGCACCUAUAACGCCAUCGAUUCAUCAAGUGUGUGACAGAUGCUGACGAUCCUGGUUUAUUCCCCCAGCUCGUUUUGAUCAGGGAUAACCCGCCUGUGUCGUCUAACUCUGCAGGAGGAAGCUGUUUUCGCUUGCCUCUGUCAGUGUUUUUUUGUUUUUUUGUUGUUGUUUUUUUACUCCAUCCAUCACAGAUGACCGGACUCCCAGGUUUCACCGGGUUUCCCUCCCGUCGAGUCGACAGGCAUGACGGACAGUAACACCGCCGCUCGGGUUAUAAGCAGCAGCAGCAGCAGCAUCUCAUGUACAGUGCCGCAUCAACAAGCCUCGCCGUCCGACCACCGGGUCCCCCUGCCGGCGCCCCGGUGUCCGCCGGUCCCCCGACGCCUCUUGUGACAUGACAGCUCGGGGAAGGAAGAAGAGGAUCAAAGGUUACGGGCAGGGGUUCCUGCAGGAGCAGAGACGGGUCGGAUCCUUGAGGAGAGGGCACACGGGAACAGACAGUGUGCACCGUGUGAGCGGACAGGAUACAAUCAUAUCCGUAUCAAAAAUUCAUGUGAUACUUUAUUAAUCCCUGCAGGGUGUUUCUCUUGUGGCUUGCAGCCUGCGGGGAGGUCAGAGCACGGGGUUAGCCCCUGGAGCUGGUUGAUGCGGCCGUACAUCAGGAGGGCGGGUGCCCUGAGCCUGGAUCCUGGUCUCACUGGACCCGGCUGUCCCUCACUCCUGCUCCUGUGAUCUCACUGAAGCCUUAUUUGUGAUUCUGAUCUUGGGCCUCGUACAGCGUGGUAGCACCCACCUUUGCCUUACAGUUUCAUCUGAUGCACGGCCUCAUAGUGUUGAUCCUGGUCGAGUCCCGGUCAGCAGUGCUGUUCCCCAGGCCUGUCAGGCUCUCUUGGCUGCUCCUGACCAUCACCUUUACGUGCACAGCCAUGGGCUGCAUCCAGAGCAUAGCCUGUAACAAGUCACGCAUCAAACGAGAGAACAUCGUGGUGUACGACCUGUCCGCCACCAUAGACCACUGCCCGACUGUCAUUGAGGAGAACUCGCCCAUAGUGCUUCGAUACAAGACGCCCUAUUUCAAAGCCUCGGCGCGGAUUGUGAUGCCCCCUAUACCGCGCAAUGAGACGUGGGUGGUGGGCUGGAUCCAGGCGUGCACCCAGAUGGAAUUUUACAACACCUAUGGAGACAUCGGCAUGUCGAGCUGGGAGCUGCCUCAGCUACGAGAAGGUCUGGUGAGGGCCAUCAGCGACUCGGACGGCGUGAGCUACCCCUGGUACGGAAACACAACAGAGACUGUCACUAUAGUGGGCCCCACCUCCAAGCCAUCCCGCUUCAUCGUUAGCAUGAAUGACAAUUUUUACCCCAGCGUCACCUGGGCGGUGCCGGUCAGUGAAUCCAACACGCCCUUACUGACUAACAUCAAAAGAGACCAGAGCUUCACCACCUGGCUGGUGGCGCUCAACACCACGUCCAGGGAAAAGAUCCUCCUCCACACCAUCAAGUGGAGGAUGAGGGUCGACAUUGCAGUGGAUCCGUCCUUGCCUCUGGGCUCCAGAGCCAGGCUGGUGGGCCGGGUUCACCAGGAUCAGCCGCGGGUUCUGACCCGCAUGGAGCCCAUCCCUCCUAACGCCAUGGGGAGGCCCAAUGCCAACGAUGCCCAGGUUCUGAUGUGGAGGCCGAGGAGAGGGCCUCCGCUUGUCGUCAUACCACCCAAGUAGAGCGUUGAGAGCAUCUGAUUGGCCGUUUGUUACAUCAUAUCAUAGUGGGCCACUUCUGCAGUGAAACGGCUAACAAGACAAUCAGAUGAGAAAAAAAACUAUAAGAUCUGUAACCAGGCUGAGACUUGAACUGUCAAUGGCACAAAACAAAGUUUUUUUUUGCGUGUAAAAUCUUGAGGGGACAACUGCCUUAAUUCCCCACCGCUGCCUUUGACGAUCCAGAAAGUAUGUCUGUCGCUCCUUCUGGUGCUGUUGAGCUGUUGGGUAUCCAGGCCUUCACCUCCAGCCUGGCCACAACUGAGCAAAGCUAACUUUGAAUAUCCGCCAUUAGUGCUGGGAUGUUAACACAAACCCGUACUGUAGCUACUCAGGCCCAGAAAGAAAAAAAAAAAAAAAGAUCAAGCCUAAAUACAGACCCUGUUUAAAAAGGUACUUCAGCCUUAAUGAUGACAUAAUACUGGCCUGCUCUGUACUGUACAGUAAAGUGCUGUGUAAGAGUGUAACCAAGGAACGGUGUUAGUUUUUGUGUCACACAGGUUUAAAGGAGGACAACGCCGCUACGGACCGAGAUACGUUAAUAUAUCAGCUGAAAUGUUACUGGAUGAUGUACUUUUACAGAUGACGUGAGUGUGGCUGUGCAGGCAUGUGUGUGUAUGUGUUUGUUGGUUGUGUGUUUUCUAUAAUGGAGCCCCAGGGUUGGGUCCGGGCUUGCUGCUUUGUCACACCAGACUGCCUCACACACACACACACUGACACACACUACAGGGAGGGUAAAGAUUGUCGACAUACAUGCAUCCUCAGAGCUACUUUGCUUUUUUUUUUUAAAAACAUAUCACAGAUAAUGUAGAGAUCACAGCUUGGGUAUGCUUAAACGGCACCCUGCAGUGGGAUUUUUAUUUUUUAUUUUUAAUCAAACACAAACGGCCAGUUCAUCCAAGCUGUGGAGCUUCUCGCUCCCUGCCUUUCGAAAGCCAGCGAUGCCUGUGUAGAUGACAGCCAUCUCCAGUAAAGAAAAAAAAAACAUGACCUUUGUCUGACCUCUGUAAGAGAAACAAUAUGUCUUUAUCCUGUCAGUAUAUGUCGUUCAAGAACAAAGAUUGUAGUGAAAGAAAGAGUGUAUUUAUGCUAGAAGACAGUUCACCUAAAUUACAAAGCAAAACAAAAAAAACUUCUAAAUUCCUUCUAGCAGCUUCAAGACAUGCUGCAGAUUUGGGGGAUUUUUUUGAAAUAUCUGUCAGUAAGAUUUCUGCCUCUUAACCAAAAAUAACGAAGACGAAUGCAUUUCUCAUCACAGCUUUCAAAAAACUGCAUUUAAACAACGCUAGCAGCCGCACUUAAGAUACCGCAAAGCUUGGAGCUGAACACUAACAUGCUGAUGUUUAGCAAACAGCAUGUGUUCAUUCAUUGUCUUAGUUUAGCACGCUGGCAUGCUGAUAAUUGCUAAUUAGCACUUAGUGGGAAUCUCUUUUUGCAGGUAGAAAAUGUCUAGAAGAAAAGUCUGUUCAUGAGCAAAAGGUAUUAUUAUUUAUCUGAUCUGAGCCAGAUUUCAUGACGAUAUUGACAUAAAAGCAUUCGCUUUACCUCCAUCGUAUUGGGUGGAGGUAGAAACUUGCUACAGAUAUUUGGAAAUCUGCAGGAAUAAAACUGAAACAAGAUAGAUAGUAAAAAAAAGUUUUUUUGUGAUUUGGGUGAACUGAGCCUUUAAAGUUUGGUGCAGUAUUUGGUUUACUCAGACAUACAGUGUCGUGUCAUUUCUGAUCUUUUAUAAAAAUUUGUUUUUAUAUGAGGACUCAUAAGCGGAGUGCAGCUUACAGAAACAUUUCACGAUCACGUUGAAUCUGCAAACGUUGCUUAUUGUUUUCCAUGCAGGUCUGUACGCUGUAUUUCUAAACGGUACACACUCAAUGGGCCAGUGAAACAGGUCACGCUUGAAGUGCUGAGCUGGUUCAAGAUGAGACAGAGAUGAAGAGAGACUGGAGGAUGUAAUCACGAUAUCUUACACAAUGCUGCUCAUUAUUCCUGGUGCAAAUCGAACGAGCCUUCACACAUACAAACAAACGCAUACACACCUCAUUUUAGAGCGACACUAUAGCGGUGAUCACCUGGAAGGAGUGUUUUGUUUUUUAAGCCUGUCUGUAUAGAGGGCAUGGAUACUGGAUUUCUCAACAACAAGCCUAUUGUAGCCAUGACACAGGAGCAGUUAGUGAGGCAAACAGCAUCUGAGAGCCCAUGUUGACAAUCAAGGGAAACAUCUCAAGCAGCACUUUUAACUGGAGAAUUAAAGUAAGUGAUCUGCGAUUUUAUUCAGAGGAUUGAGGCAAACACUUUUUUCACACGGAAAAUAAAGUGUUAG
Molecule: messenger RNA, 4498 nt
Organism: Larimichthys crocea (large yellow croaker)
Lineage: Eukaryota; Metazoa; Chordata; Actinopteri; Sciaenidae
Gene: fam78bb
Product: family with sequence similarity 78 member Bb
Exons: 2
Coding region: 1246-2145 (299 amino acids)
Source: RefSeq, a predicted model, not a curated record